AUGGGCAAGCUGACGUCCACGAUCGGUAUUCCCAUCAAGUUGCUCAACGAAGCGCAGGGUCAUGUCGUGACACUCGAGAUCACAUCUGGUGUUGUCUACCGGGGGAAGCUUUUGGAAGCUGAGGACAACAUGAACGUUCAACUGAAGGACAUCACUGUCACCGCGCGUGACGGUCGUGUCUCUCAUCUAGAUCAGGUAUACAUUCGCGGCAGCCACGUGCGGUUCUUCAUUGUCCCCGACAUGCUCCGGAAUGCUCCCAUGUUCCGUUCACGAGGCCAGCGCGGGCGCGGUGUCGGUUUGGCGCGUGGUAAGGCUACUGUGCAGCGUGCGCGUGGCCAACGCGGCCGGGGUUGA
Messenger RNA from Penicillium soppii, 354 nucleotides. Its product is annotated as putative small nuclear ribonucleoprotein SmD3. Gene Ontology annotation, molecular function: RNA binding. Lineage: Eukaryota; Fungi; Ascomycota; Eurotiomycetes; Eurotiales; Aspergillaceae. The coding region runs from base 1 to 354 and encodes 117 amino acids. The record is from RefSeq and is a predicted model, not a curated record. Gene Ontology annotation, cellular component: U5 snRNP; U12-type spliceosomal complex; U2 snRNP. Gene Ontology annotation, biological process: spliceosomal snRNP assembly; RNA processing. The transcript is spliced from 4 exons.